CUUUGCAUGUAGCAGGAAUAAUUUCUGUCGACCUUCCACCUGGAUCUACCCACAGACAUGCUAGUCCGAUACUGGGUUGUGUGGACAGCUGCUUUGUACAUUUGUUUCUCCUCCAGUGGUCAGGGGAUAACUGAGGCAACCUGUGAUAAUACGUAUGGUUUCAACCCUUCCAUCGGCUACUUUAAGGAUAAGAAGAUAGAGAAAGGGAUAAGACGACGUGGCAAUGCGACUGGUCUGAUGGAGUGUUUGCUGUCCUGUAACCGAUUCCUUGUCAGUAACUUCUUCUACAACCAGGCCACCCAGGACUGUAUUUGUGCGAUGUCUUACCCUGGGAGUGUGUUCCUGGUCGACGCACCGGGCUACGAUCAUUACACUGCACCAGGUCUUAUUGGAAAGUAUAUGACGCAGGCGAUCAAUGCUUCAUCAGCAGUAUAUGGCUUUAACAUUGGAGGACCUUUUACUGGCUGGAGGCCAAUGUCUGAUGAUCAAGCUCCGUGGGUUGAGAUUGGGAUAGAUGCUUUCCUGUACUUCGCUGAGAUUCGAAUCUCCCCCAACAUUGCUGCUAUCACGAAGGACAUCUGGUUUCGGGACGCCAACGGAAGCUGGAGAGUAACAUGGACGAGAAACGACGAGGAAUCUCUGCUGAGCAGUUUCUUCAUUCCACAUUGUUUGAUGCUGCCUUUUCCAACAGACGCAGUCAGAAUCACAAUGGACAACCACAGCAGUGCCCAAAUUCUAAAUAUAUACUUGUCUGGUCGUAUGUAAAUCUGGGAUACUCUCACGAUACCAAAUAUUGUUUAGAAAAGAGUUUGGAGAUGAGAGUUAAACUUUCAGUCACCUUCCCCAUGUGAAGUCUGUAUACUACAUUCAUGCAACAUACACUCUUCGAAAAAAGAAACGCACAGGUAGUAUGUAGUCCAUUGAACCUGACUACGCAAA
Messenger RNA from Haliotis rufescens (red abalone), 939 nucleotides. RefSeq lists its product as uncharacterized. The record is from RefSeq and is a predicted model, not a curated record. The transcript is spliced from 5 exons. NCBI's taxonomy places the organism in Eukaryota, Metazoa, Mollusca, Gastropoda, Lepetellida, Haliotidae. Bases 58 to 765 code for a protein of 235 amino acids.